Messenger RNA from Bombus pyrosoma, 2076 nucleotides. RefSeq names its product chitooligosaccharidolytic beta-N-acetylglucosaminidase (gene Hexo1). Gene Ontology annotation, cellular component: membrane. The transcript has 6 exons. Bases 66 to 1880 code for a protein of 604 amino acids. Gene Ontology annotation, biological process: carbohydrate metabolic process; ganglioside catabolic process; glycosaminoglycan metabolic process. Gene Ontology annotation, molecular function: beta-N-acetylhexosaminidase activity. The record is from RefSeq and is a predicted model, not a curated record. NCBI's taxonomy places the organism in Eukaryota, Metazoa, Arthropoda, Insecta, Hymenoptera, Apidae.
AUUCGAAUGAAGAGAUAUCCGCAGUAUUCAGUCAUUCGAAAGACGUAUCUAUGCACGGAUGAAACAUGCGAAGUAUUAAUAUGCUCACUUUGUUACUUAUCGUAUUUAUUAUUGGAGUUAACACGAGUGAUAAUAUUGGAGAAUAUAGUUCACUAUGGCAUUAUAAGUGCGAGGGUGGUCUCUGUAAGAAGGAGUUAAUCACAAAGGAUGUAACUGAACCCACUUCGUUGGAAGUAUGCGAACUGUUUUGUGGUGCAUCCAGUUCUCUGUGGCCAAAACCAACUGGUCACCUGUCUUUGAGCAAGAAUAUGGUUCAGCUUAAUCCAGAUAAGAUUUUAUUAGGCGAUGUACAAACUGGGACACAAAUUGAAUAUCUUCUUGAAAGGAAUAUAUUUUUAUUAAGAAAUGUUGUAAAGAACAUUGGCGGCAAAUUAGCAAAUGGUGGCGGGGUGGGCAUGCUUAUUCAAUGCAAGGGUUAUCUCGAAGAUAACAACAUUAAAUUGACCUUGCACACGGACGAAAGCUACAAUUUAACUGUAGCACAAACGAAUAAAACGCUACUGGAAGUAACGAUUAUAGCGAAAUCAUAUUUCGGUAUACGACAUGCUCUGGAAACAUUGAGUCAAUUGAUCGUUUUCGACGAUUUACGGAAUCAGAUUCAAAUUCCGAGUGAAAUGGUGAUUGUUGAUGGCCCUGUGUAUCCUUACCGUGGCGUGCUAUUGGAUACUAGCCGAAAUUUCAUUGACAAGGCAACGAUAUUGCGAACGAUCGACGGCAUGGGCAUGUCCAAAUUAAAUACGUUGCAUUGGCACAUUAUCGAUUCUCAAAGUUUUCCUUAUGUUAGCAAAACAUGGCCGGAAUUUUCAAAAUUUGGUUCUUAUGCAGCUGACAAGAUUUACAAUCAAGAAGAUGUGAAGGAAAUUGUUGAAUACGGCCUUAUUCGCGGUGUUAGAGUAUUACCGGAAUUUGAUGCCCCUGCCCACGUGGGAGAAGGGUGGCAAUGGAUUGGAAAUGAUACAGUUGUUUGUUUCAAAGCACAAUCCUGGAGAAAUUACUGCGUUGAGCCACCUUGCGGUCAAUUGAAUCCGACUAAUGAGAAAGUAUACGAAAUUCUCGAAGGAAUAUAUAAAGACAUGAUACGGGAUUUUCAACCAGAUCUGUUUCAUAUGGGUGGAGAUGAAGUGAAUAUAAACUGUUGGAAUUCUUCAGCCGUUAUUAGAAAUUGGAUGCAAACUGUAAAAAAUUGGGAUCUAUCAGAAUCAAGUUUUUAUAUGCUCUGGGAUUAUUUUCAAAAAAAGGCAAUGGACAGGCUGAAAAUCGCUAACGAUGGAAAGGAGAUACCUAUCAUUUUGUGGACUAGUGGCUUAACCAACGAACAAAAUAUUAAAUAUUUGGAUCCUAAGAAGUAUAUCAUUCAAGUAUGGACAACCAAAGAUGAUCUUAGUAUUGGUAGAUUGUUACGAAAUAAUUUUAAAUUAAUUAUUUCUAAUUAUGACGCUCUCUAUUUAGAUUGUGGUUUCUCAGCUUGGGUAGGCGAGGGUAAUAAUUGGUGUUCUCCUUACAAAGGAUGGCAGAUCGUUUAUGACAACUCUCUUCUGAAAAUGAUCAAAUUGCAAAAUCUCGAGAAUAAAAAACAUCUUAUAUUAGGAGGUGAAACAGCUCUUUGGACGGAACAAGCCGAUAGCGCCUCAACUGAUACGAAAAUUUGGCCUAGAUCCGCAGCAUUUGCUGAGAGAUUGUGGGCAGAGCCCAAUUCAACUUGGAUUCAUGCUGAAUAUAGAAUGCUGAGACAUCGAGAACGAUUCGUAAAAAGAGGAAUCUCUGCUGAGACCUUACAACCUGAAUGGUGUUUGCGAAAUCAAGGACACUGUUACGAUUAAUCUGUCCUUAAAAAAUGAAUGAACAAAAUCGUUUACUUCUUUCCUUCCUUUCUUUUUUCUUUUUCUCUGAUCCUAUCGAUUUUGAUUAACACUUCAAUUAUAUAUACAUAAUAUGUAUUUGCUUAUGUGUGAAUAUAUAUAAACAUAUAAUUGUUUGUUUAUAUAACAGUAUAAUAUUAAAUAAUUCAUAAUUUUA